UUCCAGCUAGCUGUGUGUGUGAGAGUGUGUGCAUGUGUGUAUGCGUGUGUGCGCGCACGCCUAUCUGAUGCAUUUGACUGUCUUUUAUCCAACUGCCCAGAAGCAAAUGUGUUACCUCGGCGAUGCCCCUCCAUGCCCGGGUUCUCGCUGAGCGCAGAGGACGCCCAGACCCAUUUUCCUGGCUGGAUACGGAGCGGCUGCCGGGCUGUGGACCCAGCAGGUGUGCGGAUUGCUUUACCCAGAGGCUUGGAAAGCAGUGUUAACCUGCUUCCAGGUACAUCACAAGGUCAAGAGAGGGUCUUGAAGCCGUCUUGUUUCCGUUCCUCGAGACUUUACCGUCUUGGCCAGACAGGCUAUUUACGUUUCGGUCCACAGCAUCUGAAGCCAAAAGUUCAGCCCUUCCAGGAGCUGGUUUGCUUUACAAACAAGGUAAUGAAGAUUGCUUUGCAAACUGCUUGACAGAAUUCCUGACUUUCCCUCCACGUUUUCCCCGCGCCUCCCUCCUCCCCACCAAAAUGUCACCAGCUCUUGAGUCGCAAGGAUUUGGGUUAGAGGAGAACUUGAAGGAAACGUGAUCUAAAGGCUAUGGGAGAACGCUCUCUUUGCUUCGCAGCCUGUCGCGAGAAGGACCAUUUCCCUCCUUGCUUCUUCCCCGUGCGGUGCCGGCUGUGCGUGUGCAAGAGUGAGUACGAGUGCGCGCGCGCCCGGGUGCGAGUGUGAGUGUGUGUGUGUGUGUCUGGGUGUGCGUGCGCGGCCGCCCUGCCUCUGCCCGCUCCCCGGGCGCGGAGCCGCGGGUUUCAUGGGGCGAUCGGCGCGGAUCCCCCAACCAGCGCGACCUGCGGGCAGCGGCGGCAGUGGCAGGAGCCACCUCUCCGACUCCCUAGGAUGCGGGUGCUGAGCUAUGGCAAAGGGCAGCGAAGUGACGAGCGAGACCAGCGUACGACUGUGAAAGCCACCUGGAGCCACCUUGCUGGGAUUGUACCUGCAGGCAGAAAGUCCUCCUACGACCGUCUUUUCCCCUAGAGGCACCAGAAUCCCUGUAACCAUUCAGCCAGGUGCUGAGAAGAUCCAUAGCACCAGAGCUCCCUUCCUCUGACAGCAUCCUCAGAACCAGCCUUGGAGAUGCUUUCACCCUGUCCGUCUUCUGCAGCAGCUAGGCAGAGUGCUGACUCCUUCACAGCAGUGAGGAACUCUUCAGGCUCCAGAACAGUAUGAAAAUGUUCCUGUUCCUAAGAAAUUCAAGCAGCAAAUAGGCUCUUAAAUCUGAUCUACAAUGGAAAAAUUUCUUUUUUAUCUGUUUUUCAUUGGCAUAGCAGUGAGAGCACAGAUCUGUCCAAAGCGUUGUGUCUGUCAGAUUUUGUCUCCUAAUCUUGCGACCCUUUGUGCCAAGAAAGGGCUUUUAUUUGUUCCACCAAACAUUGACAGAAGAACUGUGGAACUGCGGUUGGCAGACAAUUUUGUUACAAAUAUCAAAAGGAAAGAUUUUGCCAAUAUGACCAGCUUGGUGGACCUGACUCUAUCCAGGAAUACAAUAAGUUUUAUUACACCUCACGCUUUUGCUGACCUUCGAAAUUUGAGGGCUUUGCAUUUGAAUAGCAACAGGUUGACUAAGAUUACAAAUGACAUGUUCAGUGGGCUUUCCAAUCUCCAUCAUUUGAUAUUAAACAACAAUCAGCUGACUUUAAUUUCUUCGACGGCAUUCGAUGACGUCUUUGCCCUAGAGGAGCUGGAUCUGUCCUAUAAUAAUCUAGAAACGAUUCCUUGGGAUGCUGUGGAGAAGAUGGUUAGCUUGCACACUCUUAGUUUGGAUCACAAUAUGAUUGACAACAUUCCUAAGGGGACUUUCUCCCACUUGCACAAGAUGACUCGGCUAGAUGUAACAUCAAAUAAAUUGCAGAAGCUACCACCUGAUCCUCUCUUCCAGCGAGCUCAGGUACUAGCAACCUCAGGAAUCAUAAGCCCAUCUACUUUUGCAUUAAGUUUUGGUGGAAACCCCCUGCAUUGCAAUUGUGAAUUGUUAUGGUUGAGGCGUCUGUCCAGAGAAGAUGACCUAGAGACUUGUGCUUCUCCUGCACUUCUAACUGGCCGCUAUUUCUGGUCAAUUCCCGAGGAAGAGUUUUUGUGUGAGCCACCCCUCAUCACUCGUCACACACAUGAGAUGAGAGUCCUGGAGGGUCAAAGAGCAACCCUGAGGUGUAAAGCUAGGGGGGACCCUGAACCUGCAAUUCAUUGGAUUUCUCCUGAAGGGAAGCUUAUUUCAAAUGCAACAAGAUCUCUGGUAUAUGAUAAUGGAACUCUUGACAUUCUCAUAACGACUGUAAAGGAUACAGGUGCUUUUACCUGCAUUGCUUCCAAUCCCGCUGGGGAAGCAACACAAUCAGUGGAUUUACAUAUAAUUAAACUCCCUCACUUACUAAAUAGUACAAACCAUAUUCAUGAGCCUGAUCCUGGUUCUUCAGAUAUUUCAACUUCUACUAAGUCAGGUUCUAAUGCAAGCAGUAGUAAUGGUGAUACUAAAAUGAGUCAAGAUAAAAUUGUGGUGGCAGAAGCAACUUCAUCAACAGCACUAUUAAAAUUUAAUUUUCAAAGAAAUAUCCCUGGAAUACGUAUGUUUCAAAUCCAGUACAAUGGUACUUAUGAUGACACCCUUGUUUACAGAAUGAUACCUCCUACGAGCAAAACUUUUCUGGUCAAUAAUCUGGCUGCUGGAACUAUGUAUGACUUGUGUGUCUUGGCCAUAUAUGACGAUGGCAUCACUUCCCUCACUGCCACAAGAGUCGUGGGUUGCAUCCAGUUUACCACGGAACAGGAUUAUGUGCGUUGCCAUUUCAUGCAGUCCCAGUUUUUGGGAGGCACCAUGAUUAUUAUUAUUGGUGGAAUAAUUGUAGCAUCUGUGCUGGUUUUCAUCAUCAUUCUAAUGAUCCGAUACAAGGUUUGUAAUAAUGGGCAACAUAAAGUCACCAAGGUUAGCAAUGUUUAUUCUCAAACUAAUGGGGCUCAAAUACAAGGCUGCAGUGUAGCACUGCCCCAGUCCAUGUCCAAGCAAGCCGUGGGACAUGAAGACAAUACUCAGUGUUGUAAAGUUGCCAAUGACAGUGUGAUUCAAUCUUCAGAGACUUGCUCGAGUCAGGACUCCUCUACCACUACCUCUGCUUUGCCUCCUACCUGGACUCCAAGCACAUCUGUGUCCCAAAAGCAGAAAAGAAAGACUGGCACAAAGCCAAGUACGGAACCACAGAAUGAAGCUGUCACAAACGUUGAGUCCCAAAACACUAACAGGAACAACUCAACUGCAUUGCAGUUAGCUAGCCGACCUCCGGAUUCUGGCACAGAGGGGCCCGCGUCUAAAAGAGCACACACAAAGCCAAAUGCUUUGCCGACUACUGUUGACCAGAUGGUCCAGGAGACACAGAGGCUGGAGUUAAUCUGAAGAACACCAUUUCUUCUCUCUCUCCUGAAAAAAGUUGCCACUGAUAUUUUUACUGGAAAAUUAAAAAAUGUUUCAGUUCACAAAAGCUAAAUGUUGAACUGAUGUCCUAAAAGAAAUUGUCCACAGGAGCCGAGGUGGAAGUCUCUGAUGCCUGCGGAACUGGCUCCAUCAGACCAUGGUUCAUCCCCUUUGGAAACCAAACCAAAUUUUUUUUUUCUUCUGGCCUACAAAUAUUUUUUUUUAAGAUGGAAAGAAAAAAGCCUACAUUGGCAUCAGUUUCUGUAUCAGUCCAUCUUACAUUGCCAUCCAUGAUUUAACAGACUGUAGAAUCUUGAAUAAUCUAUAUCACUUUAACAAAUAAAUGUUUUACUAUGAUCAAAUUUGCACAUUGCUUGAUUUGUGGAAAUACUUUCUCUUUUAAGUGUGAGUGGUGAAAUGAUGAUUGCAAGAAGUAAUAAUACUCUUUUGAAUUGAGCUAACGCAAAAACAUUAAGGGGUCACAAAUUGAUUUGUAUUACAGGAAUUCUUUCUCCCAUGAGUGAGGAGCACCCUCUUCCUUGGGAGAGCAGUUCAGUAACUUAAACAAAUGCAUGCCAACUGCAUGUAUCAGUGUAAGACGGGAGCUGAGAAAGCUUGUCAUGCCCUAGUGGAACUUCACAAAGACCGAGGUAGGCAUACUGUAAUUAGUCCAAAUCGAUCCAUUACUCUUUUAGAGUACAAAGAAAAGGGGAUUCUACUAAUUCAACACUACAUUUUAUUAUAAGUGCCAAUUUCUCCAACUCUGCCCAAUUACAGGGUAAAUAAAGAAUGUGCAUCUGAUUUACACCAUUAUCAUGACUGAGAUUAUCAUGAUGAGUAAUAAAUGUUAACACAGUCAUAUUUAAGCUGUAUGCAAGCACUGACUUUUACGAGCUUGUCCUGGGUAUGAAGCAAGCCUGAACAGGGGAUUCGGACAGUUAUUUAUUCACUAUAAUCUCCUAUAAGAUAAUAUUAGUGUGAAAUUUGAAAAUGUCUGAAAAUUAUCUAAGUAUUUCACAUAAGAAACAAGCUCAAUAAAAAAAUACUUUGAGUAGCAUUGUUUCUACCAAUUGAAUUCAAAAUCUCUAAAUUCAUUGCCGGUUCUGGUAAUAAUUAGCAAUCUAAAACAAUAAUUCAGAAUAUAAGAACUAGAAUACUGUUUGCUUCUUGGACAAAAAAAGAGACUUGUUUAUUUAUUUGAAAGGUAGAGAGAGAGAGAGAGAGAGAGAGAGAGAGAGAAUGAAUGAAUAUCUUGCAUGCACUGGUUCAAUCUUCAAAUGCCCACAAUGACUGGGACUAGGCCAAGCUUAGCUCAGGAGCAAGGAACUCCAUCCAGGUUUCUAAUAUGGUUGGCGGGAGCCCUAGUACUUGGGCCAUCUUCUGAUGCCUUCCCAGACCCAUUAACAGGGAACUGGAUUAGACUGGAGCAGUUGGGUCUGUAAUCUGUGUUGUGAUGAGUUCCAGUGUUGCAAGCAACAGCAUAAUCCCUGUGCCACAACACUGGUCCUAGAAUACUGUUUGCCUUUUAGGGAAUUUGGGUUAAUCUGUUAAGCAUGCUAUAUAUCCUGAAGUAUUGCAAGUACAUAAGCCUCCAAGGAAAGAUUGCACAAGUCAGUCAGGAGCAGAACUGUGCUCAGGAGCCUCACUCUCCCAGUCAGCAGUCCAAAUAUGUGCACAUGCAAGCACACACUCUUCCAGACACACGCCGUGCAUGAUUGAAACCAAACUCACAGAUUUUGAUUGGACAAUUCACCUGUCUCUUGACAACAUGAAGGCACUGUAAUAAUUAUGUUUCUGUGUAUGUGUGUGUAUAUGUACACAUAAAUAUUUAUCAUGAUCAAAAGGAGACACAUUGAAUAAGCACUGCCUCUGUAAAACCCUUCCUAGUGCUUUUUUCCUCAAACACAUGAAUAUCAGGAAUGGAAUAGUAUUUCAGGGUCAUGAAGAAUGGAAAGUGUAAUGUCUCUGAUGUGAAAAAUCUGUUCUUAGAUGUGGUUAUCUUAUUUGUUUCUACAUUCUCUCAACUUCUUUGGAACUGAUUAUUGCUUUUCUGAUGGUGAUGACAAUGCGGUGUUCAUGGCCUGAGCUAUCACCUACUUUUGCACCUCUUUCAGAUAUUCCCACUUUUUUUUUUAAUAUCUUUUGAACCAAGGAACAGUAUUUUGAAUAUGUUAGAACUAAAGUUAAACUCAAUUACUUCCAGUACUCAAAAUGAAUUUCCUAAACAUAAAUCCAAAACUUCCAUUUAUGCUUGCAUUCAAUCAUUGACCAGGCACUCAUAGUCUAUAUAUUUUCUUUGCUUGAGGUUGUUUAUUAAGAAGAGUGGUACACAAUCGGAUUCCCAAGUUGUGAAAUAGUAAAAUAUUUUUGUGGAAUACUAUUUACUACUUUUUCCAAGGAGAUAAGAGAACAUAGAUGUACAGCCAUAACCAAAUAAGAUUUGUAACUGUCUACAAAUAAAUAUUCUAUAAAAAUAGCAAAAUAAUAUUUUGAAGAUAUGAGGAGUCUAUUUUAGGUGAACAUAUUAUGAUAAACAGGAAUGAUUUAAUGUAUAGAGUCAAGUCUCAAAGGUAAGGGUAAUGGACGUUGACUGGGAAAUAUUUCUAUUUAUCCUGUAACUCUACACUGAGCAAUGUAGAAGUAAUUACCUGUCAAAACUGUUAGUAGGCAUACAUAUAGCUCAAUUUAUGUCAUACCUUAUAAUGCAUUAUAAAACAUACCAAGCACAUAUAUAAGAAACUCAAAUAAAACUGUCUUAUGUGAAAGUAGACUGAGAACUCUAAUUCAUAUUUAGAGAAUCUACAAUCAUGAUUUUUUAAAUUGAUAAUGAUUUGUACAAUUGCAGACUGGUAAUAAAUGGUGGUAUUGAUUAAAAGAGUAAUUUUCACAUUGAAAUAAAGCUCAAA
Molecule: messenger RNA, 6354 nt
Organism: Oryctolagus cuniculus (rabbit)
Lineage: Eukaryota; Metazoa; Chordata; Mammalia; Lagomorpha; Leporidae
Gene: LRFN5
Product: leucine rich repeat and fibronectin type III domain containing 5
Biological process (GO): regulation of presynapse assembly; synaptic membrane adhesion
Cellular component (GO): glutamatergic synapse; postsynaptic density membrane; cell surface
Molecular function (GO): protein binding
Source: RefSeq, a predicted model, not a curated record